Molecule: messenger RNA, 861 nt
Organism: Saxophila tyrrhenica
Lineage: Eukaryota; Fungi; Ascomycota; Dothideomycetes; Mycosphaerellales; Extremaceae
Exons: 1
Coding region: 1-861 (286 amino acids)
Source: RefSeq, a predicted model, not a curated record
AUGGCACCCGGAAAAGACUACAGCAGCUUGGGCGCCUGGGUCGUGAUCCACAACUCGGACCUCAACAUCGACCGCCACAAAUGCCACCGCGUCGUGCCCAUGCAAGUGCUCUGCUUAGGCGCCCCUCGGACUGGCACGUUCUCGAUGCAGGAAGCGCUGGCGAUUCUCGGCUACCAAUCACCCUACCACUAUUCCAGCGUCUUCUCCAACGUCCAGGACGCCGACAUGUGGCAGGAAGCACUGCAGUACAAAUUCCACAGCAAAGGCAAGCCGAUCGACUGGAGGAAGCACUUCGACAAGCUGCUGGGCCAUUCCGCCGCCAUCACUGACGCACCCGCUGUGCUCUUCUGGCAGGAACUUCUCGACGCAUAUCCCGGAGUGAAAGUGGUGCUCGUCGAGCGAGAUGAGGAGAGGUGGUACCAGAGCAUGGAAGUGCUGCUAGAGGGAUUGUUGAACCCAGUGGGACGAAACGUAAUCCGCUUCACCGAUCCUCUUUGGUUUGGUCGAAUCAGCAAUCUCGGCGCAGGGUGGAUCGAGGCGUUGUUCGGGAGUAGGAAGCUGGCGGAGGCGAAAAGUAAUGCUCGCAAAGCGUACCGGAAGCACUACGCUGAGAUUCGAGCUGGUGUACCAAAGGAGAGAAUGUUGGAGUUUGAACUGAGCAGUGGCUGGGCGCCUCUCUGUACGUUCCUGGAGAAGCCGGUACCCAAAGUGCCUUUUCCGCGACUGAACGAGGCGGCUGCGCUGGAAAAUGCGUUUGGUGCUUUCAUUGUAAAGGCGUUGAAGCAUUCAGCAUUCAAUCUCGCAGUGGGAGUUGCGAUAGUAGCGAUAUCUGCCGGGGCUGUAUGGAGGUGGCUCGGUUGA